AUGUUUUUUCUUAAGAAUUCCGUCUCAUUUGUCUGCAAAUCAACAAGAUUUUUAAACAUACAAUCAUCUAGAAAUUGUAGUUCUUCACUUUUCAUUUCCGGUAAUAAAGCUUCCGUAACAUUUUCCUACGUUUCUCCGCAUCUUGAUUUUGACAGUAGAUUUAAUGACAUAGAAAAAUUGAAAAAAGAACUAUUCUUAAGAGGAAUAAAAAUUAAUGUUGAAGAAUUAAAAGAAACUUGGGAAUUUUAUAAACGAAUUGAAAAAGAUAAAAAUUUAUUAGACAAUCGUCGAUUGGAAGUUAGUGAGAAAAUUAAAAAUUUAAUGAAUUUAAAGGAACUCACUCAAGAGGAGCAGGAAAGAUUAGUAGCUCUAAAGGCGCAAGCAACAAUUUUAAGGCAAGAUUUAAAAGUCAUUAAGGAAUCAUUGUGGGAGGUGGAAGAUUGUGCAGUUCUACGAGCUCUUAAAUUACCAAAUGUUGUUGAUGAAAGAACACCAGAAGAAACGUCAGUUAUUUUAAAAGUUGUUGGUGAACCUGUCAAUAUUUUGCCGAAGAACAGAAAACAUCAUCUCGAUAUUGGAAAUGAUUUUGGUAUUUUAGAAUAUAUAAAUCCGUUACAAUAUUAUUUGUGUAAUGAAGCCGCACUUUUUGAACUUGCAACUUUUACUAUUUGCGGAGAAAUACUUGGCAAGGAUUUUACCAAAAUUGCAGGUUCAGACUUCAGUCGUAGUCUUGUAGUUGAAGGCUCAGGAUUGAGUUACGACAAUCCAAAUGAAUCCUUCAUUCUAUCGAGUAAUGCCGACUCUGUUAAAAAUUCAUUAAGUCGAUUACAUCUCGUUGGUGGAGCGAGUCUAGUCUCAUUACUUUCAUUUCACACAAAACAGAUAAUUGACGCAAGCAAUUUCCCCCAACGUUAUUUUGCUACCGGAAAACAAUACACACCUCUAACUAAAAAUAUUGAAUCAAUGGGUCUUUUCACCGUUUGUCAAACAUCUGCUGUACAUGUCUUCUCCAUGGUUCAAGAGGUUGAAAGUGAUGAGUACAAACUCGAAUUCGACAAAUUAAUGGAAAAGGCAACAGAAUUUUACGACAAACUUGAAAUCCAUUACAGAAUCGUAAAGAGAUCGGCAUCUGAGUUACAUUCAGGGGAGAGUCUUAAAGUUUCCUUUCAACUUUGGUCUUCAUUUAAUCAAGAGUACGUCGAAGUUGGCUUUAUUUCGGCAUACGGCGAUUUUAUCAGUAAACGUUUGAUGAUUGAGUGUAAAAAUGUGAGUGAACAAUCAUUUCCAGGAAUUAUUUCUGGAACGAUUGUCUCUGUACCAAGAUUACUUGCUUGCGUGUUAGAGCAAAAUCCAGAUAAACUGGAAAUGCCUAAGAUUAUUCAGUUGUGUAUGCAAAGAGACUUUCCAAUUGUGUAAGGAACCAAAUUUCUAUUAAUUCAAAAAAGACAAAAAAAUUUUUGUUAUCAACUGUUUUAUUGUACAAUACAAUAUUUUUAUUUUGAAA
Leptopilina heterotoma is the source of this 1504-nucleotide messenger RNA. RefSeq names its product serine--tRNA synthetase-like protein Slimp (gene Slimp). Gene Ontology annotation, biological process: seryl-tRNA aminoacylation. The transcript has 2 exons. The coding region runs from base 1 to 1416 and encodes 471 amino acids. Gene Ontology annotation, molecular function: ATP binding; serine-tRNA ligase activity; tRNA binding. The record is from RefSeq and is a predicted model, not a curated record. NCBI's taxonomy places the organism in Eukaryota, Metazoa, Arthropoda, Insecta, Hymenoptera, Figitidae. Gene Ontology annotation, cellular component: mitochondrion.